Carassius auratus (goldfish) is the source of this 624-nucleotide messenger RNA. Its product is annotated as BAG family molecular chaperone regulator 3-like. The record is from RefSeq and is a predicted model, not a curated record. Lineage: Eukaryota; Metazoa; Chordata; Actinopteri; Cypriniformes; Cyprinidae. Gene Ontology annotation, molecular function: protein binding.
CCUCAGAUAGAACUUUCUCGGUAGUCUUCAGAGGGACCUUGCUGCUUCGAGAAACCCGUCCCCGUUCACCGUACGUCAUCAAACGGACCCUUUAAAGCGUCCGUAGCGGCUGUAAUGGCACAAUAUUCGGGAGCGAAGCAAUAUCAGAGUAUGAAAACACUAUCUCCAGUCGAAACGAUGGCAACUAACGAUCCUCUACCGCCUGGGUGGGAGAUCAAAAUCGACCCGCAGACAGGUUGGCCGUUUUUUGUGGAUCACAACAAUCGCACAACGACGUGGAACGAUCCGAGGCACGACACGAAAAAGGUUUUUUUAAAUGGCCCCUCUAUAGCCCCUGAGUCACCUCAGGACGUGCACAAAUCCUAUAUUCAAGAGAUGAGGCAACCAAUGCUACGCCAGGGCUACAUCCCGAUCCCAGUCUCCCAUGAAAACACUGAACCCAGGCUGCAGCAGUAUCCGAGUUUCUCAUACAUCCAUCCAGUAGUGCCGCAAUUGAGAACAGAUGGACGUACACCUUCCCCAACCCCAACAGCACAUUGUCGGCCUAGAUCUCCAGUGCAGUCCCCAUCAGAGGCUUGUUUUGUCUUGUUCACCUGCUUCACACGGCCUGAGGUAAACCAUUAG